This is a messenger RNA of Plectropomus leopardus (leopard coralgrouper), 4246 nucleotides long. RefSeq names its product sodium- and chloride-dependent GABA transporter 2-like. Gene Ontology annotation, cellular component: plasma membrane; cell projection. Gene Ontology annotation, biological process: sodium ion transmembrane transport; nitrogen compound transport; amino acid transport. Gene Ontology annotation, molecular function: gamma-aminobutyric acid:sodium:chloride symporter activity. The record is from RefSeq and is a predicted model, not a curated record. NCBI's taxonomy places the organism in Eukaryota, Metazoa, Chordata, Actinopteri, Perciformes, Serranidae.
UACAUCUCCAACACUUGGUUCAUCAAUCAAGCUGAUUUAUAUGUUUGAGGACUGUGUGUACUGCCAGUGCAGCCACUAAUCCAGGAUCAGGAAACUUUUCUGCAUUUGAGUGGUUAGUUACAUGCAGGAAACAAUCGAGGUAUAUAUUUAUGUAUAUUUACAGGCCUUCUGUUGUUACACAUUGUGCUCCAGACCCACAGAAAUGUUGCAAACCUGUGUUUACAUGAAGCAGCCUGUAUGUGCUGAGAUUAUAAAGCUGUAGGGGAUCAUCAGCAUGCCACAAUAGUCUGGGAUGACAGGCCAAUAAAUGACAGACGACCAAACACACACACUAAUGUGGACGUCUUAAUAGAGAGAGACUAUGGAAUGUGGUGCGUAGCUUCCACAAACCCUCACUUUGUCUCUUCCUUUUCGCUGUAAUAACUUCUUGUCAUUUUGGGUUAUGCUAUGUGUUAAGACAUUUCCCACCACCUGACUUUUUCCAUAUUUCGUCACUGAACGUCAGGGAAAAAAAUUAAACCAAAGAUAACUUUGUUUGUUUACAACACUGGUCAAAAAAAAAUGGAUUUGAUGGAUUGCUCCUGGAUUAUAAAAAGCCUUAUUAAACAAGAACAAUCAAAACCUGAGAUGUGCAAAGCAUCCUGCCUUCAUAUUGACUUCCUCAAGCCUCUCAUCAGCUCCUCCUCCUUCAUUCAAUACACCUGCGAUGUUUUCAGUAUCCUCUGUGUAAUUCACCUCAGCCCUCCUUCAGGACAGCACAUAGCUCUGGCUGAUCUCUACUUUCCAACACCUGAGAAGACGGACAAAAGAGAACAGUGUCAAGUUUCCACUGGGGUGUGUGUGUGUCUCUGCCAGAACCGGUAAUGGCCAACCAGCUACCUCCACAGCAAGGAGACCCGCUGCUGAACAAGUUGUACCAGGUGAGCCGGUCUAGCGGGAAAGAAACCACCAAAGACAGCCUGCAUGCCAGGGGACAGUGGGCGAGCAAGGCUGAGUUCCUCUUAGCUGUGGCGGGGCAGAUCAUCGGCCUUGGAAACGUCUGGAGGUUCCCUUACCUCUGCUACAAAAAUGGAGGAGGUGUGUUCUUUGUACCCUACCUGUUGUUCCUGGUACUGUGCGGUAUCCCCCUGUUCCUCCUGGAGACCUCUCUGGGACAGUUCACCAGCCUGGGAGGGGUCAGUGCCUGGAGGACUGUCUGCCCAUUAUUUGGAGGGCUCGGCUAUGCCAGCCAAGUGAUGAUCCUGCAUGGCUGUGUGUACUACAUCAUCAUUUUGGCCUGGGCUCUCUUCUACCUGGCCUACAGCUUUAAUGCAGAGCUGCCCUGGUCGCACUGUAACAACACGUGGAACACAGAGGCAUGUGUGCUGUUUGAUCACCACAACCAGACAACCAAUGGGACCAGCCUGCCUGAGAACGCCACCUCCCCUGUCAUGGAGUUUUGGGAGCGGGAGGUGCUCCGUCUCUCCAGCAGUUUAGACGAGCUGGGUCCAAUCAGCUGGAAGCUGGCUCUGUGUCUGGCCAUCGUCUGGCUUGUCUGUUACUUCUGUGUCUGGAGGGGAGUCAAGUCCACUGGGAAGGUGGUGUACCUGACAGCCACCUUCCCAUAUGUCAUGCUGUUUGUGCUGCUGGUGCGCGGAGCCACCCUGCCGGGAGCGACCCACGGCAUCAUCUACUACCUCAAACCUAACAUCACCCGCCUGGCAGACCCACAGGUAUGGAUGGAUGCAGGUACCCAGAUAUUUUUCUCAUACGGAAUCUGUUUGGGAAGUCUCACAGCACUCGGCAGUUACAACAAAUACAACAACGACUGCUAUAAGGACUCGUUCCUCCUGUGCCUCCUGAACAGCGCCACCAGUUUCCUUGCAGGUUUUGCCAUCUUCUCCGUGCUGGGCUUCAUGGCUGAGGAGCAGGGAGUGGACAUAGCCACCGUGGCCCAGUCAGGGCCGGGCCUUGCUUUCAUCGCCUACCCGCGAGCUGUAGCCAUGAUGCCUGUACCCCAGCUCUGGGCCGUCUGCUUCUUCUUAAUGAUUAUCAUGCUGGGGCUGGACACACAGUUUGUGAGUCUGGAGGCCCUGAUGACGUCGGUGACUGAUCUGUACCCUCACCUGAUCCGACGGGGUUACCGCAGAGAGCUGCUGCUGCUAUUCAUCUGCUUCGUCUGCUUCCUGCUCGGACUGGUCAUGGUCACGCCGGGCGGUCUCUAUGUGUUUCAGAUCUAUGACCAUUUCUCCUGCAGUGGAGCCAGCCUGCUGCUCCUCUCCAUCUUCCAGUCUCUGGCCAUCGGCUGGGUCUACGGAGCCGAGCGUUUCUGUGCCAACAUCAGGGAUAUGACCGGCUACAGGCCCCUGCCUGUCUUCAAGCUGUGCUGGAAAUACCUGACCCCAGUCGUGUGCACUGCUACCUUUCUGUUUUCCCUGGUGAGCUGGUCUCCAUUGAAACUGGGGAAAGGCCUGGUGGCUCCUACCUGGGCCACCACGCUGGGCUGGCUCCUUACUAUCUCCUCUGUCUCCCUUCUUCCCAUCUGGGCCAUCUAUGCCAUGGCCACCACCCCGGGGACCCUGCCACAGCGCUUCCGGUGUCUGUGCACUCCAGCCAAAAACUCACCGGCCCCGCUCCACUUUGCCAACAACAUGUCAGCGCCCCCCUACAGCACCAUGCUGCCGCUGAGUGAGAAGCAGAAGGAGCCGCUCACAAACAUCAUUGAGGAUUGCAAGACCUGAUGAUGCUCAGUGCUGAUGUAACAUUGGGUGCUUGUCAGCCAAUCAAGGUCAGAGUUAACACCGCUGGAUCCCCGUUUUUAGAUUGUAUGUGUUUUAAUGGAUUGCAGGGGCCUAUCUCAUAUCAAAAGUCACGGUCCACCACACCCAGGUCUUUAGUUUAAUGUUGCAUUCAGGCUGUCCAAUGAUCGCCAGAUUUCUUUAGAAUCUUUAGCCGGUGAAAAGUCAUCGCAGGAUUAAUCACACAAAACUGGAGGCUAUUGCAUUUAUUUGUCAUUCAUAUGGUUCAUCAUGAAGUGAAACAUCUCACUUAAAGGGUAACUUCAGUAUUUUUCAGUCUAUCCCAUGAUUUUGUGUCCAUCUGACUACUGGAAACAACUGCAGUUGGUCUAGUAUUGAACAAGAGGGCAGCAGCGAAACAGACUGCAAUCUAAACAUUAAGGGCCGAUGUUUGUUUUGAUUGAUGCACGUCUACUAAAACUGUGUGACAGGCUCAGAUUGUUAUUCUCAGUGUCUGACAUUAUGGAGAAGAUGCCUACAGAGAUAGCCCUUUUUGUUUAAGAGUAAGAUCCUCUUUGUUUAACAAGAGACAGCUCCGAUAUUACAAUUGCCAAACCCACCAGACUCUAUAUAAUAAACAGCAAUUUUAUCAUUUUAAAACACACUCCAUUCAAAGUUGACAAAAACAAAAUAAAUCUCACUGAGACUGUCUUGGGUCAUCUUUCCAUUGUUUCAACAAUAACCAACUCUGGUUUGGUAGAAAUUAGGCUGUAUUCACCCAGUUAGAUGUAAAACUAUGCUGGCUCUGUACACACUGAAAUUACUGUUGAUUUAAAUGAAGUCUGGUGGGUUUGACAAUAGCAGUCUUGGGGCUGUUUCUGGUUAAUAUUACUCUUUCACAAAAGGUCUAUCUCUGUUGGGAUCAGUUUGAAAAUGCUGUCAGACAUUUAGACUAACAAUCUGAACCUCUGAGGUGCAAAAACAAUGAGAGUGAAACUGAAAAAAAAAGACUGCAGCUGCAGUCUGCAGCUCUUUUGCUCAAUAUUGGACCAAUUUAAAAAAUAUUUGUUACCCAUUUGUCACUUAGACUCAAAAAUAUGGGGAAAUAGUGAAUAGGUUACCCUUUAAUGUUCACUCACAUAUCCGACGCAAGUCGUCACCUGAAUGCACCGUUAGUCUUCCUCUCUUUACAGGGGAGCUGUGUGGACUUCUUCGUAGGUGUUUCACCUUCUGUGAUCACGUUAUUAUGGGUCCCAUUGCUUUUUUUGGAAAGCUUGUGCUAUGAUUGGGUUAAGUGUGAAAUCCAUACAUGUGUAACAAUUCCCAGAUAUCAGAUGUUAAGAUGGCACCUUUUUACUCUAAAGUAGUUGCUUACGUGGCUCAUAUGCCAAAAAAGUUUACUUCCAUGGUAUGCAGCCCACUGAAUAUUUAUGGUCAUGUUUAACACUUUGCUCAUCGGCUUUGUGGCGACGUUACAGAUUUUAAAUUACCUUUUUUUUACAAAAAUAAAAACCUAGAUGAAUCAAAAA